Molecule: messenger RNA, 312 nt
Organism: Prosopis cineraria
Lineage: Eukaryota; Viridiplantae; Streptophyta; Magnoliopsida; Fabales; Fabaceae
Exons: 3
Source: RefSeq, a predicted model, not a curated record
CCACAUUUGCAGUUUAGACAGUAUGGCUUGUGGGAAAGAUAUACAGAUCUAUACCCAAAGGAAGACCUGGUUUAUACAGUCGGUGAGAGUGAAUAUGGGAAAGACUGGUUCUUCGCACAAGUCACCAGGAAGAAAGAUGAUGGAACUUACCAAGGAACGACAUGGCAAAUUAAGUUCAAGCUAGACGACGUGAUGGGAGGUGGGACGUACAAGUUACGAUUGGCUCUUGCAACUGCAAAUGCAGCCGAAUUACAGGUUAGAGUGAAUGAUCUGAAGCAAGACCCUCCUGUAUUCACGAGUGCUAUUAAAUGA